GGAAAACUGGGAAUUUUGUGAGGGAAAACGGGGGAUUUCCCCCCUCGGAGCCUCCCAGUAAUCCCAGUUUGCCCAGUAACAACAUGCUGUACCCCAAGGAGGACAAGGAGAACCGGAUCCUGCUCUAUGCCUGCAGGAACUGCGAUUACCAGCAGGAGGCCGACAACAGCUGCAUCUACGUCAACAAGAUCACGCACGAAGUGGACGAGCUGACCCAAAUCAUCGCUGACGUGUCCCAGGACCCCACCCUGCCCCGAACCGAGGAUCACCCCUGCCAGAAGUGA
Molecule: messenger RNA, 284 nt
Organism: Cyanistes caeruleus (blue tit)
Lineage: Eukaryota; Metazoa; Chordata; Aves; Passeriformes; Paridae
Source: RefSeq, a predicted model, not a curated record